UUGUUGCGAAGCUCUGUUGGCACCAUCUGCGCUCAGGCUGCUUCGCUGAGAUUGACGUCCGGUGCUUUGCGCCACCUUACUCUCACAAGGUGAGUUUUUGGCCCUGGUGUCGUUUGAGGUGAUUCAAAGCCCUGACCUGUGGAUGGCCGUGGGACUCCUGAAGGCACAUCAGAACAUCUGGCUCAUAUAUGCAUGCCUGUGGUAGACCGUUAAGCUUCAGUCAGAUGUGCAGCUUUUCACCGACCACUUUCUAGGAUCCAUAAUGUUACAGUGCGUUUUGAACAGUCAUGAUGUUACAGGGGAAACUAAUUUAAUUAUUUUUGUGAAGAUAAUACUUAAUAAUCUAAUUUUACUUUCUAUUAAAGCAUAAUGAAAUCCAAAAGGAAAACUGAUCACUUGGAGAGAACUGCAAAUGUCAUUCGACGGGAGGUUUGUAUCCUUGGGUGACGGCAAGUUUUUCGAGGCUUGGCAGUGCACCUGGUUACAACUGGCUCACAGGGAACCCCUCGAUCCCUUUGAAGGACAAUCCAGGAGAGUUUGUUAUUUUUUUGUUCAGAACCUUUUCUGAUAGGACAUACGACAACUGAUUUGAAAAGAUGACAGCCAGAUACUCAAAUUUUUCAUUUAAAGCUUAGAAUGAAUGGAUUAAUUUUUUUUUGGAUUUCACUUUUUUUAUUAAGUUUUCAAAUUUUAAUUCAAGUAUAGUUAACAUACAGUGUUACAUUAGUUUAAGGUGUAUAAUGCAGUGAUUUAUUUUAUUUUUUAAAUACAAUUUAUUGCCAAAUUGGCUAACAUACAGUGAAUACAGUAUGCUCUUGGUUUGGGGGGUAGAUUCCUGUGAUUCAUCGCUUACGUACGACACCCAGUGCUCAUCCCGAGUGCCCUCCUCAAUGCCCAUCGCCCAUUUUCCCCUCUCCCCUGCCCCCCCUUCAACCCUCAGUUUGUUCUCUGUAUUUAAGAGUCUCUAUGGUUUGUCUCCCUCCCUCUCUGUAACUAUUUUUUUUCCCUUUCCCUUCCCCCAUGGUCUUCUGUUAAGUUUCUCAAGAUCCACAUAUGAGUGAAAACAUAUGGUAUCUGUCUUUCUCUGACUGACUUAUGUCACUUAGCAUAACACUCUCCAGUUCCAUCCACGUUGCUGCAAAUGGCAGGAUUUCAUUCUUUCUCAUCGCCAAGUUGUAUCCCACUGUAUAUAUAAACCGCAUCUACUUUAUCCUGAAUGGAUUAAUUUUUGAUGAAGGGAGUAUGGCAGCAAUUGAGGGACCUACCCUCACAGGUGUAAUGUUUAGGGUUAUAUUUUAGGGAUAGAACUUUAAUAGCCUACAGUUUAUGAGUAGCUUACUUCUUUUUUUUUCUUCUUCCUGUUCUUUGUUGUUGUUGUUGUUUCUUUCGGCACCCUGUCUCAAAGUCCUUGUACUUAUCCCCACUUUAGAACAACUUAUUUCAUCAAAGGAGACAGCACUAACAUCUGAGAAAGGAAGGUGGAUGAGUUCUUGUUACCCUUGCCAUGUGCAGAUUUUUUCCCCACCAUAUUCAGACUCUAAAAAACUAAUCUACCACCUGAAGGGGUGUCAAGGGCUGGGAAAUAAAGGAUCCUCACCCUUUACCUCAGUCGUGUCGGCCGCUAAGGUUUGUGGGGCUGCUGCUGAGUCACCAUCAGUGAAAAGGCUCCACCUGCUUGUUGCUGAUAAAGAUUUUUCUUUUAAAGCUGGCCAGUGGGUUGAUUUCUUUAUCCCAGGAGUCUCUGUGGUUGGUGGGUUCUCAAUAUGCUCCAGCCCCAGACUGCUAAAACAAGAGAGGAUGAUAGAAUUGGCAGUGAAAUAUGCGAACCACCCCCCUGCUCUCUGGAUUCACAAUCAGUGUACCCUUGACUCUGAAGUGGCCGUGAGAGUGGGUGGAGAGUUCUUCUUUGACCCUCAGCCUGCAGAUGCCUCUAGAAACCUGGUGUUGAUUGCAGGAGGAGUCGGAAUUAACCCUCUGCUGUCCAUCCUGCGGCACGCGGCAGACCUCCACAGAGACCGGGUGAACAAAGGAAGCGGCUAUGAGGUCGGAACGAUAAAGCUCUUCUACAGUGCAAAAAAUACCAGUGAACUCCUCUUUAAGCAAAAUAUCCUCGAUUUAGUAAAUGAAUUUCCUGAGAAGAUUGCUUGCAGUUUGCAUGUUACCAAACAGACUACACAAAUCAGUUCAGAACUGCAGCCAUACAUCACGGAAGGAAGAAUAACGGAGAAGGAGAUAAGAGAUCAUAUUUCAAAAGAGACUUUGUUCUAUAUUUGUGGCCCACCUCCAAUGACAGACUUUUUCUCCAAGCAACUGGAAAACAGCCAUGUUCCCAAAGAACACAUUUGCUUUGAGAAGUGGUGGUAGGGAGCAGGCAAAGGUAGAAGAGAGAAAGCUGUGAAAUCUUCUCAGGACAAUAACAGAGACAUGAUUUGUGGCACCAUGAAUUUACCUCUCCUCAGCGGUUUUUUUUUUGUUUCCUUUUUUCUUUUUUUUUUUUCAAGGCUGAACUAAGUAAGUGACCAGCUGGAGCAUCAAAGAAAAACCAGCCGACAGACUUCAAUGAUAAGCUUUUUGCCAAGACUUCAUUGAUUAAAUUAUUUUUGCUAUAUUGAGUUUCUUUUAUUAAUAACUGUUUGAUUAUCUCAUGAUGCAUCUUGAAUCGGUCAAUAUAGAUGUUCUUUCCUCUUAGGGAAAAAAGAGACUGUCCUUAAACUUAAUCAUAUAAAAAUGUUUUUUGUGUAAGAUAUAGGUUGUCCUUAUUUGGUAGCAACCUAUAUAUCUUAUGUCCAAUAAACUUACAAUUUAAACACAUUCUUAUUAAUCUUACCUUGAAAAUUCUUUAUAUUUAAGGUCUUAGUUCACCUUACUACAAGCCUGAAGCCUUGUUUCUUCAGACCAUCAAAAUUGGGGUUGGAAAUGGAAAAUUAUUAGGAAAACUUCUUUAGGGAAUUGAAUAUCUGGCAUGUUCGCUUAGUGUUAAUGAACGUCCUAAGUAUGUAUCCUGACUAAUUGUUAGUUUCUCCUCAAAUUAAAUCCUUUUCUGUGCUCUGCGUCUUGGCCGCCUGCCUUAACACUACAUGUAGGAGGCGGCUUCUUGUUUGGGACAAAGGCGUUGGUGACUGCUAGAUUCCAUGUUGAAUCUUACCUUCAAUGGCCAGGCUGGCUGGCUGUAAAAAUGUGCUGAGGAUUGAUUAGGGAGUAUAGAGCCAUUUCCAAAUCCUGCUUUUCUGCCUUUUAUUUAAUUUCUUUGCCAGGGUUGUUCUUGGCACCAAUAAUAGCUCCACGAUACAUACUUGUUGAAUGACUGAAAGAAAGCAGCUAACACUUAGCUCCUUGCUAAGCCUGGGUUGGGAGGCAGUCCCCAGGACGGAUGGAGAGAAUGGUGGAGCCUCAUCGCAAGGCUGCUCUAAUGAAACUGCUAGAAAGCAGACUGCUCUUUGUAUCUUCAUUUAGAUCUUUAAAAGGCCAAAAGAAGUCCAUAGGUUGAGGCCAGGCCAUUCCUCCUGUGACACACAGUGUUGGGCCCAAGGCUACCAGCUUGGAGAAGAGUGUGAGGGUAA
Panthera uncia (snow leopard) is the source of this 3560-nucleotide messenger RNA. RefSeq names its product oxidoreductase NAD binding domain containing 1 (gene OXNAD1). Gene Ontology annotation, cellular component: mitochondrion. Bases 1327 to 2364 code for a protein of 345 amino acids. The record is from RefSeq and is a predicted model, not a curated record. NCBI's taxonomy places the organism in Eukaryota, Metazoa, Chordata, Mammalia, Carnivora, Felidae. Gene Ontology annotation, molecular function: oxidoreductase activity. The transcript is spliced from 6 exons.